This is a messenger RNA of Necator americanus (New World hookworm), 1347 nucleotides long. RefSeq lists its product as uncharacterized. The transcript is spliced from 13 exons. The record is from RefSeq and is a predicted model, not a curated record. The coding region runs from base 1 to 1347 and encodes 448 amino acids. NCBI's taxonomy places the organism in Eukaryota, Metazoa, Nematoda, Chromadorea, Rhabditida, Ancylostomatidae. Gene Ontology annotation, cellular component: membrane.
AUGGGAGCUCUUUUGGCUGCUCCGGCCUGCGCAGCUUCGAUGGCAUGUUGUUUUGGCAGCGCAGCAUGUUCACUUUGCUGCUCAGUUUGUCCCACAACAAGAAAUUCGACUACAACUCGUAUCAUGUACGCAUUGAUGCUUUUUGUGGGGACCUUCGUUGCUUGUAUCAUGCUAGCGCCAGGAAUACAGGAGAAAUUGGCAGCGGAUAAUUGGUUUUGUCAAGGGUUAAGCGAAUAUGCUGGGUUGAAUUGCGCACGAGCAACUGGUUUCCAAGCUGUUUAUCGAAUGUGUGCAGCGAUGGCUUCUUUCUUCUUUAUCUUCAUGUUACUGAUGUUCGGGGUGAAGUCUUCCAAGGAUGCUAGAGCCUCCAUCCAGAAUGGAUUUUGGUUCUUCAAGUACCUUCUGCUCAUCGGCCUCACCAUUGGAUUUUUCUUCAUUCGCAGUGAGAAUUUGUCAACACCUCUGAUGUGGUUUGGUAUGAUUGGUGGGUUCCUUUUCAUACUUAUCCAGCUGAUCCUGAUUGUCGACUUUGCGCAUGGCCUAGCUGAAAGCUGGGUAGAUUCGUACGAGGAGAGCGAGUCACGCUGGUGUUACGCAGGUCUUCUUACUUUCACAUUUGGUUGCUUCGCCGCUGCUUUGAUUGGAAUUAUCUUGAUGUUCAUCUUCUACACUACUGGAGCCACAUGUGCAUUGCCAAAGUUUUUCAUAUCGUUCAAUAUGAUUCUUUGUGUUGGGGUCAGUGUUCUUUCCAUCAUGCCGUUCGUGCAAGAGAGAAUGCCUCGUUCUGGACUCCUUCAAUCCUCGUUUAUAACUAUCUACGUCAUGUACCUCACUUGGGCUGUUUUGAUCAACAAUCCAGAUAAGCCUUGCAAUCCUUCUCUCAUCAGUAUUUUCACUAAUACUACUCGACCUGGAGACAAAGACGAGCAUUCAUAUGGAACACCUGUACCUGCACAAUCGAUUGUUUCGCUGGUGAUUUGGUUCCUUUGCCUGUUGUACGCUUCUAUUCGUACCUCUUCGAACUCGUCGCUCGGUAAAAUUACUGGAGGAGGGGAACACAUUCAACUCAAUGACGAAGAAUCUGGAUCGAGCAGUUCACGUCGCGUUUGGGACAACGAAACGGAGGGAGUGGCAUACUCAUAUUCGUUCUUCCACUUCAUGUUUGGAUUGGCGUCACUGUACGUAAUGAUGACGUUGACUAGUUGGUACAACCCAGACAAUGACCUCACACACCUGAACAGCAAUAUGGCGUCUGUAUGGGUGAAGAUAGUUUCUUCUUGGCUUUGUUUAGCGCUUUAUGGCUGGACAUUAGUGGCUCCUGCAUUAUUCCCAGACAGGGAGUUCUAA